Messenger RNA from Dendroctonus ponderosae (mountain pine beetle), 942 nucleotides. Its product is annotated as glycolipid transfer protein. Lineage: Eukaryota; Metazoa; Arthropoda; Insecta; Coleoptera; Curculionidae. The transcript is spliced from 3 exons. The record is from RefSeq and is a predicted model, not a curated record. Bases 321 to 908 code for a protein of 195 amino acids. Gene Ontology annotation, biological process: intermembrane lipid transfer; ceramide transport. Gene Ontology annotation, molecular function: ceramide 1-phosphate transfer activity; ceramide 1-phosphate binding. Gene Ontology annotation, cellular component: cytosol; cytoplasm; membrane.
CCCGGAUUUUCAAAUAAUUGCUUUAUCGGCAGCCGAAAGAUUUGAAAAACGCCAAUAAAAAAGCUUCUAUCAGCUUUUUCGCUAAAGUACAAUGCCACGCCUUUUUUUUGGGCAAAUUCCCGUUGCGCGCAUCACCUGACACCCACUUUGAGGUUACACUCACGUAAACAACCCAUAUUUUUAUUUUUGUUGAUGUUUUUGAUCAAAACCGUCGAUAACUCACCUAAUCACCGACAAAAGCCACUGUGAUCCACCUGAUAAGACUAAUCGCGCAGCCUGCCACCAGUCGGUCCGCCUGUAAUGUGCACGUCAACGUGGCAAUGUCAGAGCUAAAUAGGGCUGCUGCGUCCAGGGACGCGGCCAAAACGGCCUUUUCGGUGCUCCAAGUUCAAUUUCCGGUGGCCACCGACCGGCUUCGAACCCUCGACUUUCUGGAGGCGGCCCACGGCCUCGUCACCAUCGUGGAGCGGUUCGGCAAGGUCUUCGCCCCCGUGAUCAACGACAUGAACGGCAAUAUCAAGAGCCCUCCACUUUCUGAGCCAGUUCUUCGAGUGCAUCAUCAUGGACAGCGAGAGCGAGCGCGCCACGCAGGACCUGGUCCCGAUGAUGCAGCAGGCCUAUUCCGAAACGUUGGAGCCCUACCACGGCUGGCUGGGCACGCAGCUGUUCAACGCAAGUCCCCCUCCACACUAGACAGAAUGGCGGCCGCCCAAUCACUGCCCGUUUUGCAGGUUAUGUCCCGAUUCGCGCCCAAUCGGAGCGACUUGUUCUACACGCUUGCGCUCGACCACAGCCACCGCGAUGAGCAGGUGUUGCGCGAUUUGCGCCAGUACCAUCAGCGCAUGGCCGCUUGCGUGCUGCAACUCACCCAGUUUUACGCCGACCAUCGUCUGGAGGACGGUUUGUAGCUUGUUGCAUCCUCAAUAGACGUUUUGGAGUUAA